Mytilus trossulus (common blue mussel) is the source of this 3847-nucleotide messenger RNA. RefSeq names its product NEDD8-conjugating enzyme UBE2F-like. Bases 175 to 720 code for a protein of 181 amino acids. NCBI's taxonomy places the organism in Eukaryota, Metazoa, Mollusca, Bivalvia, Mytilida, Mytilidae. The record is from RefSeq and is a predicted model, not a curated record. The transcript has 7 exons.
ACUUCCGGUUCAUAGACCUUUCAGCAAAAAAUCUGUUUACAACGAAGAAACUCAUAGAACUGUUGAAAUUUUACAAAAUCGAGUCUUUACUACUAAAAAAAGAGAUAAUUGUAAACUAAGGAAUUAAGAUAUUUACAUUAAGAGUUUGAUAAAACUUAAAAGAUACUAGAGAAUAUGAUCACAUUGUCAAAAAAAUUAAAACAACAGAGUUCCACAGGAAAGAAAGAAAAUGAAGAAAAUAAAAGAAUAUCUAUCAGAGACAAACUGUUAGUGAAAGAGGUUCAAGAAAUGGAGGAACAUUUACCUAAGACAUGUAAAGUAAACUUUGAAGAUCCCAAUACUCUUCAUAAGUUUUCUUUAAUAAUCACACCUGAAGAUGGAUUCUGGCAUGGAGGAAAAUUUAAAUUUACGAUAAAUAUACCUGACGAAUAUAAUAUAUUGCCUCCUGUUGUGACAUGCCAAACCAGAAUAUGGCAUCCAAAUAUUGAUGAAGAAGGAGAGGUCUGUCUUAGUUUAUUACGCCAAAGUUCUUAUGACAGUUUAGGUUGGGCUCCUACAAGAAGAUUAAAAGAUGUGAUAUGGGGGUUAAAUUCUUUGUUUGCUGAUUUAUUAAAUUUUGAUGAUCCAUUAAAUGUAGAUGCAGCAGAUCAUUAUAGCAGGAAUAAGGAAUCAUUCAAAACCAAAGUGAAGGAAUACAUAACUAUGUAUGCCACUAGAUAGUGAUUCAUAAAACCUCCUGUUAUUGCCAUGUGUUCAUUUAUCAAGACUUCAUUUUACAUCAUGCCCCUUCUUAAGUAAAGGGAGAUAAUUUGAUAUUCAGGUGAUUUGAUACCUUAUAAAGGUGUGCUGAAUAUUUGAGAAUGAGGCGAGCUGUAAGAAAAGAGGAUGUUCUCUCAUCAGUUGACAUGGAAUUUGUGAUAAUUUGUGAAAAUGAUUUGCUGUGAACCAGAACAUUAGAGAUUGCUACAUGUAUGAUAAUGUUUGUAGUUUGACUGCUUUAUAUAUACCAUUUUAUCCUGCCAGCUCAGUGAUCAUUGAUUUUUUUUUAUUUAUUGCAUAAUUCAUGAAAUAAAGAAUACAGUAUUUAUAAAGAUAGUAGAAAAUUCACUGUUUGAAAAAAAAAUCCUGUAAAACUUAGUUAUUUAUUGGACUACUGGAAAUUAAGAAAUUGUUGUAUUUCACGUUUAACAGACAACAAUUUGAGAUUACUAUGGUCUCACUAUUAAUUUUAGAAAACAGAUUUUUUGCUCCACAUAUAUAAAUGUUCAAUGAAGUUUACAUUUUCUAUAGGCUAGCAGUUGUGUAUGCCUGCAAAAUCCAGCUAAUCAAAUAUUAACUAAAUACAUUUUUUCCACCAUUCAAAAAAAAUACAAAAAUAAUUCAAUUCACAGUAUUAAAUGUGAUAUCAAUUUAAUUCAACAACAACAUAAAUAAUUCAAUCAGAUGUUAUAUUGCAUAUUUGAAUUGCAAAACAAUUUCAUUUUUCAGUGAUACAAAAUUGUCUAAAAAAGAUAGUUAGUUUGGGAAAAUGUAAUUAAAAGAUUACACUGAUCAGUCGAAAAAUCUUCCAGUGUUGUGUCAGACUCCUAACAUAUUAUUUGUUCAUUAAUUAAAUAUUUGAAAAUGAAUUAAUUACUAUUUGAAUGUAAAUCUGUUUUGUUGGCUACUUAAUUUUAUGAUUAUCUAAACUACUGAAAAUAUUCAAACAAUUUUUAGGUAAGAGUAAAACUACUUUCACUGAAUGAUAGUUCUGUUUAUUUACUCAGGGUUAUGGUUAGAUGGUAUCAGUUUGUGUAGUUGUACAAUGAAAUACAGAUUGCGUGCACGGGAAUUGUUAAAUUAUUUUUAUUUGAUUUUUUUUUAUUAUGAUCAUGACAUGAUGUCUUUAACUGCUUUUUUUUAUGUAAUUUGUUUUGCUCUUGGUUAAGGCUACAAUAACUGACUGUGCAGUCCUUCAGAUUUUAAAAAAAAAUCAAAAACAAAAGUUAGGUUAAAGUAGGCACACUUGUCCACCUAGAGUAAAAAUAAGAGAAUAUUUCUAGAUUUUCAAUACAGUUUUUUUUGUCAUGAUAUAAGUGUCAGUGCUAAUAUAUCUAACCCUUGUCCAUACAAAUGUGAUUAUAACAACUUGUUGUUGAAGCGUAUUUAUUUAUCCAAAUGUUAUAGUGUUGUAACAUUAACAGUUAUACCCAUCACCCUGUUUGUACAGAAUUGAUCAGUAACAUUUUAAAUUUCUUGUCCUAAAUUGAGUGUUUUGGGGACUUUUUCAGGUUUUAUUUGUAUUUCAGAAUUCUUUGAUACACAAAUAACACAUUUCGUUUUGCAUUUUCUAUAUAUCAUAUAGUAAAGCACCUUUCCAUUAUAAUCUUUACUUGACUCAUAGAUACCUUUGGUUUAUAUACAAUGUUUGCUUCAUCUAAAUUUAUUGUUUCAUCAAACUUAAAUUUUUCUGAUAUAACACUGAAAAUUUACAAUUUUAACCCUGAAAAAAACUACAUGUACUAUGGUACAUGUGGUACUUCUAUACAUGUGAUAAAAAGUCUGACAGACAUACACAUUUUAACUAUAAAAGUAGUCCUUAGAAUAUUUUUUUUUUUGUAAAGCCCAUUGUGUAUGUGAGUGACAUUUAAAUGCUGCGUUCACUCUUUUUGUACAAUUCUUCAAUCCUUGGGUCAACAUGAUCUUCCUAUAGCUAUUAUGUAUGAUUGAACACUUUUGCUUUGUUUCACAUUAUUAAGGUCUUUUUGAUAGACUGGAAAAAGUGAUGAUAUAUGAUUUUGUAGUUUAUGAUUGUAAUUUAUUGCUGUACACAGGGUUCUUUUUUCUAUCAUGACCUCCUUUUAUAUUUGUUUUAAUGAUUUUCGUUCAAUUUUGCAUUGAAAUCUAUAUCUCCUCAAAAAUCGGUUGUAAUACUGAUGAUUCACAGUUAUAAAUCAUUUUGCAAUGUGCUUCACAUUUUUUUGUGUUUAAGAAUAUUUAAGAAUUCUGUGUAGAUUAUCCUUUGUUAAUUAAAAUAUAAUUGACUACAUUUGUAAAUUAUAAUUGCAUAAUGUCUGUUAAGAUAAAACUUUACUGUACAUUUAGAAAUUUUUGCAUGGAUUUAUUGUUGAUUGUUGAACAAUAGGUACAAAUCUGAGAUAAAUUUGUCUAAUUGUUGAUAGUUGAAUUAUAAGCAGACAGAAUGCAACAAAUCCAAGAACAAUUUGUCUGAUUUUAGGAACUCUGCAUACAAAUAGGGCAAUCAAAAUGGGAUUUGUAUGGCCUUGCUGGUUUAAGUUUGACAAUAUAGUUUUACCAUUGUCCUUCAUUUCACCAUUCUGUCAUUCUGCAAGUAACAAGAUUUUGAGUCAAUUUUUGGUAAGCAACUCUACAAUGAUGAGUUACUGAUUGAGUUUACAUUAAGUUCCACUCCGUUGAUUCAUGUCGAUAUUUAGGACUUUGGACAGUGAAACAGACUUUUUAUUAACAUUUAGCUGAUUUUUAGUAUGUGCGUCUACUAUAAUGAGCUAUAAAUAGAGUUCACAUUUGGUUGUGCUGCCCUGAUUUUUGCCAAAAUUUGCACAAUUUACAUAAUUUACACUCCUUAAAAUGGCUUCAAGCUGUUUUUGCAAGUAGGGACAUUCAUGUAGUUUCAACACAUCUAGUUUCUAUUUCUACUCACAUCCUGUAGUUUUUUUUGUAAUAUAUAAAAAUAUUGCAAACAUUUCUGAAUUUACAGUAUCUUAAAUUCAUAGAAAACUAUACAUGUCAUAAUUGCAAAAUGUAAUGAAAUAAAUGAAUUUAUAAAAAAUAUUAUAUCCUUUAUUCCUAUUGCUUCCAUUAAAUAUGGUUAUUGUUUGUUUGUACA